Messenger RNA from Mirounga angustirostris (Northern elephant seal), 6496 nucleotides. RefSeq names its product myocardin (gene MYOCD). The record is from RefSeq and is a predicted model, not a curated record. The transcript has 14 exons. Gene Ontology annotation, molecular function: transcription coactivator activity. Gene Ontology annotation, cellular component: nucleus. Lineage: Eukaryota; Metazoa; Chordata; Mammalia; Carnivora; Phocidae. The coding region runs from base 337 to 3279 and encodes 980 amino acids. Gene Ontology annotation, biological process: smooth muscle cell differentiation; cardiac muscle cell differentiation; positive regulation of transcription by RNA polymerase II.
AUAAAGGCGUGGUGGCGAUACUCCGCGAUCGCUGGCAGCCCAUGACAUCAGCCGGGCACGCCUGGGAUGCCGCCGCUGCCGGCCAGACUCGGCGCAGGAGGAGGGUCCCGCCGGCUCGGAGUCAGUUAGCCCCGCGCAGCGAGGGGGGAGCCGCCAGCUUCCUGGGGACACCGGUUUCGGCCGCUGGCCGCCGCGGUCCUCCUACCCACCGGCGCUCCCGGAGAGUUGGAUGCAUUGUGGGGUGUUAGCUGCGCUCCGCUGGGCUCCCGGGAGCCCGUUCCUGGCGGAAAACAGGGGGCGUCUGGCCAAGGGACCAGCGGCUCGUUGAGACUCAACAUGACACUCCUGGGGUCUGAGCAUUCUUUGCUGAUUAGGAGCAAAUUCAGAUCAGUUUUGCAGUUACGACUUCAGCAGAGGAGGACCCAGGAACAGCUGGCUAACCAAGGCAUAACACCACCACUGAAAAAUCCAACCGAAUUCCAUGAGCAAAGAAAACAUUUGGAUAGUGACAAGACUGAAGACUCCCUGAAGCACAAGGUCAGAAACAGGCCCGAUCACACCGACGUGGUUAAUAUGCACAUACUCCAAGCCUCCACUGCAGAGAGGUCCAUCCCAACUGCUCAGAUGAAGCUGAAAAGAGCCCGACUUGCAGAUGAUCUCAAUGAAAAGAUCGCCCUCCGGCCAGGACCACUGGAGCUGGUGGAGAAGAAUAUACUCCCCGUGGAUUCUGCUGUGAAGGAGGCCAUAAAAGGUAACCAGGUGAGUUUUUCCAAAUCGGCAGAUGCAUUUGCCUUCGAAGAGGACAGCAGCGGCGAUGGGCUUUCUCCAGACCAGACUCGAAGCGAAGACCCCCAGGGCUCAGCGGGAUCCCCUGCGGACACUAAAGCUUCAGAGACCCCUUUGGCAGGUCCUCUGGGGCCAGUCCAGGAUCAUUCUUCUGGCUCCGAAAAUGACAGGAAAGACUCAGCCUCCCAGCCCAGCAACCAGUCAGACACGGGGACGCAGGGGCUCGGCCCUCUUGGUAACCCCAUCGCUGUGCAUGCUGCCGUAAAGUCCAAGCCCUUGAGCGACAGUAAGAACCGCCACAAAAAGCCCAAGGACCCCAAGCCCAAGGUGAAGAAGCUCAAAUAUCACCAGUACAUCCCCCCAGACCAGAAGGCGGAGAAGUCCCCUCCGCCCAUGGACUCGGCCUACGCCCGGCUACUCCAGCAGCAGCAGCUCUUUCUGCAGCUCCAGAUCCUGAGCCAGCAGCAACAACAGCACCAGCUUGGCUACCCCGGGCUUCACCAGGCUCAGCUCAAGGAGCCAAAUGAACAGAUGGUCAGAAAUCCAAACUCUACUUCAACACCACUGAGCAGUACCCCUUUGUCUCCUGUCAAAAACAGCUUUUCUGGACAAACUGGUGUCUCUUCUCUCAAACCAGGCCCACUGCCAUCAAACCUAGAUGAUCUGAAGGUCUCGGAAUUAAGACAGCAGCUUCGAAUCCGCGGCCUGCCCGUGUCGGGCACCAAGACGGCCCUCAUGGACCGUCUGCGGCCCUUCCAGGACUGUUCGGGGGCGCCCCUGGCCAGCUUCGGGGACAUCACGACGGUCACUUUCCCCGUGACGCCCAGCGGCGCGCUGCCGGGCUACCAGUCCUCCCCGUCCGCCGGCGCCUUGUCCAGCGGCUUCUACCACUUCGGCAGCACCAGCUCCAGCCCCCCGAUCUCGCCCGCCUCGUCCGACCUGUCGGCGGCGGGGUCCCUGCCCGACCCCUUCAACGACGCGUCCCCGUCCCUCUGCCUGCACCCGUCCCCGCUGCCCGCGUGCGCCGACGAGGGCCUCCUGAGCAGCCGGAACGGGGGCUCCCUCGGCCCCGAGCUGGACGGGCUGGACUCGGAGAAGGACAAGAUGCUGGUGGAGAAGCAGAAGGUGAUCAACGAGCUCACCUGGAAGCUCCAGCAGGAGCAGCGCCACGUGGAGGAGCUGAGGCUGCAGCUGCAGAAGCGCAAGAGGAGCCCCUGCGCCGAGAAGCCGCCGCCCUUCCUGGCCGUCGCCGUCAAGCAGGAGGACGCCGCGCCCGGCUGUCCCUUCACGCCCCAGCAGAGGCCUGGGAAGAGACCGGGCCUCGGCUCCGAGGGCCGAGCGCAGGCCUGCGAAGCGGCGGGGCGCCGGCCCCCGGGGCCCGCUCCGUGCGCCGAGCCGGCCUCGGGCCCCGGCGACGCGCUGCCGUCCACGUUCCUCAGCCCGCAGUGCUCCCCUCAGCGCUCGCCGCUGGGCGCUGUCAAAAGCCCGCAGCACAUCAGUUUGCCCCCAUCCCCCAACAACCAUUACUUCCUCCCCCCCUCCUCGGGCGCCCAGGGGGACGGGCACAGGAUCGCCUCACCUGCCAGCAACCAGGUAUGCGCUGCACAGAACUCAGGGCAUGAGAGCCAUCCUGCAAGCUUCUCUCCCCAGCCCUCCGGCCUCCACCCCCCUUUCUCUGGAGCCCAGGCAGACAGCAGUCAUGGUGCUGGGGGCACCCCUCGUCCCAAAAGCCCAGGGGUCCAGCAAAAGAUGGCUGGUUUACACUCUUCUUCUGAGAAGACAGGGCCAAAGUUUUCCAUUCCAUCCCCAACGUUUUCCAAGUCAACUUCAGCAGUUCCAGAGAUAACCCAGCCUCCGUCCUAUGAAGAUGCCGUAAAGCAGCAAAUGACUCGGAGUCAACAGAUGGAUGAGCUCCUAGAUGUCCUCAUUGAAAGUGGAGAAAUGCCAGCUAACGCUAGAGAGGAUCAUUCGUGUCUUCAAAAAGUCCCCAAGAUACCCGGGUCUUCCCGAAGCCCCCCGGCUGCCCUGCCCAAACCCUCGUCUUCGGGGGGCCAGCUCUCCUUUGAUCACUACAGCACCGAGAACGAUGAGCACCUUGAAGUCUUAUUAAAUUCCCAGAGCCCCUUAGGGAAGGUGAGCGAUGUCGCCCUGCUAAAAAUCGGGAGCGAAGAGCCUCCUUUCGAUGGGAUAAUGGAUGGAUUCUCCGGGAAGGCAGCAGAAGACCUGUUCAGCGCCCACGAGAUCUUGGCAGGCCCCCUCUCCCCGAUGCAGACUCAGUUCUCCCCCUCCUCUGUGGACAGCAGUGGACUGCCGCUAAGCUUCACUGAAUCUCCUUGGGAAACCAUGGAGUGGCUGGACCUCACUCCGCCAAGCUCCACGCCAAGCUUUAGCUCCCUCGGCACCAGCGGACCCAGCAUCUUUAACAUUGAUUUCCUGGAUGUCACGGAUCUCAACCUGAAUUCCCCCAUGGACCUUCACUUACAGCAGUGGUAGAAUGGUGGGCAGAGGCACCAAGGGAGACCAGUGGGAAUGCCAUGGGGGAAAAGCAGACAACCAAAAUCACUCCUAUCGUCCAAAAAGAGGAGGAGGAGGAGGAGGGAAUUUCAAAGAAACAGUGGAGACUUCUGUGACCAUCAACGAGAGCAAAAAGGAGUCUUUAUAUAUAUGUGUAUGAUGUAAUAUUUACCGACAUUCAGUAACUGUCAAUGAUUUCAGCAAUGCAUUCAGAAAUGUGCUUUCUCAGAUCAGGAAUGCCAAAAAAAAAAAAAAAAAAAAAUCUUUCACUGCCUUUUCAAACACCAAUAUUUUUGCAACCCCUGAUUUUUCUCAGGCAUUGUUCGGGCAUAUUCUCGCUUCGUAAGCCUCUCUCAUGGAUUUAUUAGAUGUGGUGCAGAAAGGAAAUGGAGCUCUUUUGGAGUACAGGGAGUAUAAUAGCAUAACCAUCAACAUUUCUGGAAGAUAGACCCAUGGUGGAGGCUGCUUGCCAUCCCUCCCCUCCUUAUCAUUCAAAAUAGAAGUCAGGCCCCACUUCCGUUAGGUUCUUGAGGUAGGAUAGAGGGACAGAACCAACCCAUUCCCAGGGAAAGGAAAUCAGCUGGACCACAAAGCUGCCCCCUUGUGGUGAUUCCAGUCCGGGACCCAGGACUCUGUGUGGUCACGGAUAGCAAAGACCCUACAUUUGGUCCACAGAACCCCACUGAGAAUUUCCCUCUUUGUCAACCAGUCACCAGAUCACUCCCACUGUCUCUGUGAAGCGGGAAACAGCCAAGAACCUUAAAGCAAACUAAACCCAAAACCUCCUGCCAUGGAAAGUUCCCCAACACAGCCCCCUUUAGUUUCAAAGACUGGAGGUGACCACAUAAGCAGAUGGCAAACCAUACCAGGAAUCAUUCAGACAGUGCUAGAAAACCUUGUUUCACGUGUCACGAGAAUAAAUACCAUGGGUUCCUACAACGGGAUGGCGAUUUAUGGAGGUCCAACUUUUUUUGCGGGGGAGGGAUUUGGGAUCCACCUCUGUUUAUCUUUCUCCAACUUUUCUUUCAAGAUACCAAUCUUUUCUUGCUCCUCUUUUGAAACUCUUUCUUUUUUCUGCCCCAACAUCAAGAGGACUCCUCAGAUCUAACAAGCUGCCAUAAUCCUAAUAAAGCCAUAUUUUAAAAAGCUAAAACUCCAUGUUCUCCCGGAGAACUCAUUCUCCAUAUGCAUCAUUUGCUGCAAAAAAAAAAAAAAAAAAAAAAAAGAAUGUCCUUGGGGGAAAAAAGCAGUGACUUGGCCCAUCAGUCCCAAAGCUCAUUCUGCUCUCAUUUGACUUACAGCAAUCAGUGAUUUGGGUGGUGUGGGGGAAAUUGGAAAUCAUUACUUUGUAAAGAUAGAGCUGAAAUGAUAUUUGCAAGGGGAGAGGAUUGCAGGUCUGGGUCCGUGAAAGGAAACACAGUUGCACAUGGAAAACAAGGAAAGGAAGAAAAGACAGUGGUCUGGUGUGCAUUCCUCAGUACCUCCUGCUUUUGCUGGGACUCCAAACACUCAAAUGACAUAGUGUUGCAUGCUGUAGAGAGUAGCUGUUGCUGGUUGGCUGGUUGGUUUGUUGUUGUUGUUGUUGUUGUUGUUGUUGUUGUUGUUUUUAAUUUAAACCACUAAGGCACUGUGUUCUUAUUUUGUAAAAAAAAAAAAAAAAAAAAAAAAAAUUCACUGUGCACUUACGCAGAAGGUAACCAAAAAUGUUGUGAUUUUAGAAGUUCUCUUUUUGAUAAACCAAAGAUGUAGAAAUCAUUCCAUUGUUAACUUGUAAACAUGUGUGAACACAGAGUGUUUUGCGGGGACUGCUACUCAGAAAGCUGGCAGAUCUAACGGGGGGUAGGUAUGCAUAUGUGUGUAGAUAUAUCCAUGUAUAUAUACAUGCAUGUGUAUAUAUGUCUACACGUAUGUGUAUUUGUGUGUCUUUUGAAAAGCAGUGUUACAGAGCAUUCUACACCAAUAGCCCUUAAGCCCCCAAUUUGCUGUGAAAUGAUACUUGGCCUUUCUCACUACGAGUUCCUGAUUCAUCAACAGACUACACGUUGCCUCUUGUGUAUGACUACCGGCUCCAGCCCGAAGACUCACACAGCCACUUGCUCACCAUGAACGCGCUCAUCUUGACAAGGAAUAUGGAUGUGAAAAGACAGAACAGCUUCACCCUUAGUUGCUGGAAGUGGUAAAUACCGUCUCUCGUAGAAAAGCAUCAAAGGGACACGAAAACCGUUUUUUACAUUCCUUGACCUGCGUUGUGCUUUGAGAGAUCCACAUGGUACAUUUUUUUCGUUUUGCUUUUAUGUCCGUCAUCAGAACCAGAAAUCGAGAGGGAAGCAUUACCAGUCUCUUCUGGGAAGGUGAAGCUCCAGGGAAGAAAGACCUUAUUAACACAUUCCUCAUGUUUGUUUGUCCCUCAGAUGUUGACAUUUUAUUUGGAUCUUGACAAAGCUUGCUGGUCAGUACAUUUUUCCUGUGCCACGUUGUGCGACCUGUAUGUUAUUUUCUCCCCCCUUAUCGCCUUUGGAAAACAAACUUGCAGGGUCUCUGCUCGGGGUAUUUGGAGCAGAAGGACGAGACUUGGUCAGGAAGCCGCUGUACUUUGUUAAGACUGUACACUUGCCUACACACCUUUGUAGGAUAUUAAUCAGUACUGAUAUGCAUCACAGAGCAGACCCCUGGAUUCUUAGUCUCAGCCCCUUCCCACAGGCUCCGUAUUCACACACUGUCCAUCGAUCAGAUGUGACAUUUACAGUAUAAAACUAGGGAUACCUGGGAGAAACUCGGAGAAGUUGGCUGCACCCAGGGGAUCAGACAGACCAUGUUAAUUCAUCUGUCUCCUAGUGGGAGUUUUUAUUUUAAGUACUUUUAAACUCUUAAGUGUGUCCUCUUUUCUGGAGAUCAAUGGGACAUGACUAGGAGAUGUACGGAGACUUCUGAAGACAGCCACAGUUGAGCUUCUUAAUGCUCUUAGAGCCUGGAAGUAGCCACGUGUGGUUUUCUCCAGAUACCUGGGACUCCCGUGGUGAAGCAGGCCUAACAGACACAGAGUUUGCCGCUAAUCCUGGUGUUGCUGCAGCCGCGUGGGUUCAAACUUACUCAACAGUCAGGAAACGCAUCUGUGCAAAUGCUCUCGUUAAGAUAGUGCUCGUUAGCAGUAGCCCUGCUUCUAACAAUAUUAUUGAGACAGCACGCAUUCUGUUAU